Messenger RNA from Pecten maximus, 2913 nucleotides. RefSeq names its product cyclic nucleotide-binding domain-containing protein 2-like. The record is from RefSeq and is a predicted model, not a curated record. Bases 241 to 2670 code for a protein of 809 amino acids. NCBI's taxonomy places the organism in Eukaryota, Metazoa, Mollusca, Bivalvia, Pectinida, Pectinidae. The transcript has 13 exons.
GAAGUACUCUAUUGCACCGCGGGGAGCAUGGAAACAGAGACAGAUAUGAUAUUUACAAACACAUAUAUUUGAUUAAGAUACGUGUUAGGAACUACUGGUGUGAAAUACUGCUAUAGGAUAAUGUUCAGUAUUUACAAUGCUGACACGAUGUCAAAAGGAUUGACUUGCUUUAAGCAGAAAAGGAGGUAAGAUAAGUUAAUUUUGCGCUCUUCAAAUGUCAACAAUUUUUAUGAAAACAUCAUGAAAGAGUCGUCAAACUUGGAUGUUGUUAAUAGGAGUUAUUAUGUAAAUAAGAAGGAGAGAAGCUGUAGAAGGUUUCUACACUCGGCUCCAGUGAGACGGAAUGGAGGGCACAUGACUUCAGAUACCAACACCAAUAAUCGCCUACUCCACGAGUUAACAUAUCGACAAUUAUGGACAAAAGAGGCAUGUAAACUUGUAAAUCAGGUAACCAUGGCAACAGGUCAACGUAAUUAUAAACGGGAAAGGACCAAUCUUUCCCAUUUUGGAUCAUCUUCCCCAUUGUGUUAUUCAAGGGAGCAAACAAACUUUUCAAGGAUCUCGUCGAGAAAUACUGUCACACCAUUUUUGAUAACCCAGCAACAGAAAACAAGGAAUUGUUGGGUUAGUGAACAAGAAAGGAGAGACCUCAAUUCGACAGUAAUCAGGGAAAGGUUAAAAUCGGAACGAUCUAGACGACGAUCUGCAAAAACUGACGAAAGUAAUGAACGUUCACGUCGUCAAAGUGUCGCAUCAGACUACCGAGAUGAAGAUCGGAAACCAAAUGUCCAGGCUAUCAACCGUUUUCGAGUAGCGAUUCUUUGUGUACGAAUUCUGGUCCGAUGGCUGCGGAUAAUAAUUUCCAUCAGCGAUCGUAUGACGUCACGCACCGCAACAGAAGAACAAUGGUAUACUCUGUACAAUAGCAACGAGGCCCGUGCUUUGGCUUUCAACAAAUCCAUGUUCGCAAGAGAAAGGACAUUUGCCAAAGUACCCAACUGGGCGAAAGAGAUACUAGGUCAGGAACCAGAGGAAAGAACGGAGGAUGACUGCCGAAGACUCCAUGCUCUUCUCAGGGGACUAAAAAGCUUUGACAAAUUUACAGAGAAAAUACAACUAUCCAUGUGCAGAGCUUUUCGUUAUAUAUGUGUGGAGCACGGCAGAGUUAUCCUCAGACGAGGUCACGUGGGGUUUAACUUUUACUUCAUCUACUCCGGAUCUGUAUUUGUAAACUUGGAGGACAGAAACAUCGAAGGGGAAAAGUUUGAGAAGACAGAGACUGUUUUGGUCCGAGGAGACGCUUUUGGAGAGCUAGCUUUACUGCAGGACAUACGGCGUACAGCCUCCAUCACGUGUCGGGAGAUUUGUGAAAUGCUGGUUGUAGACAAGGACACAUUUGCCAAAGUCUGUCCUAAAAUCUUCGAGGAGGAACUGGAGGAAAAAGAACGUUUCUUAUGCCAUUUACCAUUAUUCAACAGCAGAGUGUGGACAAAGGACAUGAUAAAACGUAUCUGUACAGAGGCUCAGAUCCAAGAGUACAAGACCAACAAGGUUAUCGUGGUUGACAGUGACGAAGAGUGGAUUUACGUCUGUAUGGAGGGGAAAUGUCAGAUAAUUAGGAGAGUUGCUUUAGACGUGAAAACAAGCCACAAGAAAUCAUCAGAGACGAAACGACCGUCCACCCCGAUGUUGUCUGAUGAGGUUCUGGACAUCCUCGGCAAGCUCAAAACCAUACAGGACAAUAAAAAUAAGCAGGACACAGAAUCGGAUGAUUCCGACGAUGAAAUCGGCAAGGAAAGAAUGCUGGAUUCCAUGUCGCUGGAGUAUCGCCGGGACGGCAGGACAAAGGACUACAUAAGCUCUCUAUUGGAACAGCGUCGACGGUUGAUGAAGAACCCAGACAAAGAGACAGUCACAGAAAAAAAGGAAGUUAUGUCAAUAAAAGGGCCGAUAACUCUCACAUCAUUGAUGGCACAGAACAAGCAAAGUCCGGAUGGGAAAGAUUAUGUUUAUCUCGAUGUCGGCGGCUUACAAAGCAAAGAUAUGUUUGACCUGUUCUGUAUCAUGUAUCCGUCCAGACGUCCGGCCAAUAGUACUCUAAUCCUGGUUAGUCUGGGAACCCGUAUGUUGAGGAUAAAGAGAAAGAAUUUCUUCAACACGACCAGUCAUGAAGCUCUCCUGCAUGCCAAACGAUUAGCGAAAAAGGAAAGAUACCCAAGCGAGGAAAUGAUCCUUCAAUCGUACCGUGAACAGACAAAGUGGGAUAAUUACAAGUCAAAAGUUGUUACUGAGGUUGUGGGGCCACAUCUGAAGAAAAAUGGACGAUUCUCAAACAUUUCCAAAGAUCAAAUCAAUAUCAUGAAAGAACGAAAUGAACAAAAACAAAUCCUGUUAUCGACAUUACAAAGGAAUGCUGUCGUUUCUAAGGCAACGAAGAAAGACGAGGAUGAUGCAGACGAUGACAGUGAUGAUGAUUAUUAUGGCGAUGUUCCCAAACCAGUAUUUGUGUUACCUCAUCAGCUCAAGGUAAAAGUGACCGCCGAGCCAAUACCGUCACAUAUCACUAUGGGUAGACGAACUUCCGUUUUUACAAAGCCGAGUCUCAUUCGUGAAUUUCCGGAAAAUGGGAGAAAAUCAGGAACAGAUUUGAAAAGAAUAGCUUGUUCUUAGUGUGGUGGUAUAAUCGUUCAGCAGAAAAAGUCAUGAUGUUGACAAUUGUGUCAAGAUGGACUGGUGUACACUGUGGUUAAUCGUGUACAUGCCCAAUAGCCCAAAAUAGAGUGUAGAAAUGCCAAUUCCCCGUUUAAACACGCAGUGGGCUAAUGUAUUCCCUUUUUUAUUUCAGUAGGUGCUUUGUGAUAAAUUAUGAUUCUGUUUUAAUGAUUUGAUGAAAUAAACACAUAUAUAAGUAAA